AUGAUGAUAAAGUCGGCGGUGAAGACAUCUCUCCUCUUCUUGCAGGCUCUGCACUUGGUGCACUGCAGAUCUGGGUCAUCUUCACUUUCUAGCCAUGCUGUUAAUGCACCAGUCUUUGGUAUUCGAAAAGAGGAGCCUUCCAACAGCAGACAGUCAUUCGUAUCAGCAUCAGGUCAGCAUUCCCUUGAAAACCUCCCGCAAUUGUUCCUUCGAGGAGGCGAGACUGCCAAUUUCUCUACCUGGUCCGAUCAAAUACCGCAACCUUUUCUAGAAAAAGAAUUCUCGGUCAUCAAAACCGGAGAUGGCUCAGAAGAAGACCCGGAUGGGAUUCCCAAACGAUACCUGAUUGCCCACAAGGACAAUCGUGAAAAGGCCAAGGCAGCCUUUGAACACACGUUGGAAUGGCGACGCGAAGAACAAGUUAAUACUAUUCUGCUAGAGCCACCAGCCAAUUUUGACUUGUGCCAUCAAAUCUUUCCCGUCUUUUUGCCAGGACGUGAUUCCGAAGGACAUUUGAUUUUGGUGCAACGUCCCGGUAUGGUCCGAUUGGACAUUGCCAGUGCCAAUGAUAUUUCCGUCGAUGCCGUGUUGAGGCACUACUUGUACAUUGUGGAAUAUGUGUGGAAUUUACUAGAUCCCUCUCCUAUGCCACCUGGUGGUCUCAUGACGAGUAUCAUUGAUUGUACGGGUGUCAAAAUGGACAUGGUCUACAACACUCAGUUUCGGACCUUUGGAAAAGAGUUGGUGGGCAUUAUGAGCAACCAUUAUCCAACUCGAUCCUAUAAAACGCUGAUUAUCAAUGCUCCCAAAUGGAUCAAGCUGGCCUUUAAUUUGGUCAAACCACUUAUGCGAGAAAGUACACGAAAGAAAAUUGUCAUUUUGAACAGUGGACCCGAUCAAGACAAGAUACUCAAGGAAUUGCUUGGAGGUGAAGACAGUUUGCCAUAUUAUUUGAGAUCAUCAUCAGAAUCAUCCAGUGAAGAUUCAUCUUCAAGCGAAGAAGAAGAUUUGUCAGAAAUUGAAAAGGAAUUGAGGCUAGUGGCCAGUGUUGGCUUGAAAGAGUGUGCCGUCGUGGUCGAGGAGGAGGAGGUAACAGCAGUGCCAGUGGCAACCGCAUAG
Cylindrotheca closterium is the source of this 1119-nucleotide messenger RNA. The record is from the annotation of a GenBank genome assembly. Lineage: Eukaryota; Bacillariophyta; Bacillariophyceae; Bacillariales; Bacillariaceae.